Molecule: messenger RNA, 4712 nt
Organism: Carassius gibelio (silver crucian carp)
Lineage: Eukaryota; Metazoa; Chordata; Actinopteri; Cypriniformes; Cyprinidae
Product: G-protein coupled receptor 12-like
Exons: 1
Coding region: 1-999 (332 amino acids)
Biological process (GO): G protein-coupled receptor signaling pathway
Cellular component (GO): membrane
Molecular function (GO): G protein-coupled receptor activity
Source: RefSeq, a predicted model, not a curated record
AUGAUUCACUCUCUUGCAGCAACAAUGAGCAACCAACUUCAAAACACCUCUUCCCUCUCCACGGCGGGCACGUGGAAUCUCCUGGAUGUGCGUAACUCAUCACCGGUGCGAACGGCAGAGCUGAGGCCGCUUCCCGUUAGCCCGUGGGACAUUGCGCUGUGUGUGACGGGCACGCUCAUCUCCUGCGAGAAUGCAAUCGUGAUCGCCAUCCUGUUCUACACGCCCACCUUGAGAGCCCCCAUGUUUAUUCUGAUAGGGAGCCUCGCGUUUGCUGACCUGCUCGCAGGACUCGGCCUCAUUCUCAACUUCAUCUUCAUCUAUAUGCUGAACAUGGAGUUUGUAACUCUGAUCUCCGUUGGCUUGCUGAUUGCCGCCUUCUCUGCAUCUGUGCUCAACAUCCUGGCCAUCACAGUGGAUCGCUACUUGUCCCUCUACAACGCUCUGACCUAUCACACGGAGCGCAUGGUGACAUUCACCUAUGUCAUGGUGGUUCUCAUUUGGCUGGUGUGCAUCAUCCUGGGCCUACUGCCAGUGCUCGGCUGGAACUGCCUCCGAGAUGAGACCAGCUGCAGUAUCUGCCGGCCAGUCACCAAGAACAAUGCUGUGGUACUCGCUGUGACGUUCUUGCUGGUGUUUGCCCUCAUGAUGCAGCUUUACCUACAGAUCUGUAAGAUUGCCUUCCGCCAUGCGCAGCAAAUCGCUGUUCAGCACCAAUUCAUGGCCAUUUCCACCACAAAAGGUGUAUCCACGCUCUCCGUCAUCCUCUGCACCUUUGCUGCAUGUUGGAUGCCUUUCGCCAUGUAUUCGAUUGUGGCAGACUCCCGCUACCCGAUGAUCUACACGUAUGCAACAGUGCUGCCGGCAACAUGCAACUCGGUCAUAAACCCAAUCAUAUACGCUUACAGAAAUCCGGACAUCCAGAAAUCCCUGUGGCUAGCCUGCUGUGGAUGCGUGCCGUCCAACUUUUCCUUGCGGCCAAGGACAUCGAGCGAUGUAUAGGUCUCACAUAAUUAGUUUGUACGGUGUCAGUGUCAAUGAUAUGAUGUACUUCCUUGAUGGGAUCCCAGUCAAACAUUGCUGGUUGUGCAGUAGGUGUUGCGAUCCAAGAUGACAACCUGCAAUAUAUAAUUAGACGUAUUUAAUGCAUAGCAAACCUCCAUGCACAAAUUUUCAAGUUGUAUCAGACAUAAGACAGUUCAAACUGAACAUGACCUGAAUAAUCCUGAUAUUCUGAGAUGUGUAGUACAGACCCAGUGACACAAAUCGAUAUAUUAUAUGUGACCCUGGAGCAAAAAAUUAUACUUAUGACUGUUUUUUUGGUCCAAGGUCACAUAUAUCUAAUCUAAAUAUAUAUAUAUAUAUAGAAAGGUAUAUCAAUUUAAAAUUAUAUAUAAUAUUUUGUAAACAAAAUUAUUACAAAUCUGACCAAAUUUGUGUGAAGACCGCUUUCAUGUACAUGUUCAUGCUAUACGGAUUUAUUUCAGCACCACGGACAGCAGUAGGUACAAUGAGGCUAUUCCCUUGCAAACUCGCCUGAAACACUUAAAUCUGUGUUCACUUAAAAAUGUAUGAAUGACAGAGAGAAAACACGGUCCCAUGAGCGUCUGUCGCUUUCCAGCUAAUUUUAUCAAAAAUGACCUCUUUCAUUUAAGCCGAAUUUAUUUGUUGUCAUUUGCAGUGAAAUUCAAUAUAAUAGAUGUAAAAAUCCCUGGGAAAAAUCCAAUUUGUUUAGACAUGCUGAAUUGGUUUAUUAUUAUCUAACGUCCCUAAUGACAGUGAAAUAUCUUCUGCCACAAAGUUGUAAAGCAAAUCAUAUUUUCACACUUUUUUUUUCUUCUGGAAUCCAUUGAGCACACAUUUUGGUUUUAGUGCGAAAUGCUGGGUUAAUGAAGGUCUGAGUGCGAAAUGAGGUGCCAGCCACAACGCUUUAAAUUUAACGUCAGGCAACAUCUUUCAAGACAGUUUUGCAAAAAGCCAACUGAGACAUCAACGCUUAAAUAAGAUACAUGCUUCUGGGUCUGUACAGAAAAAUUAUCUGGGUGAUUAUUAGAUAUAACUGAGUGUGUAGACUGUAAAAUUAGUCCAUCGGAUCAGGGAUCAAUGUUAGGGGCAGGCUAUUGUGUAAAUAGAUCUGCAUGAAGGCUUAUUAAAAGAUCAGAUAACUAGGCCAAAAUGGGACAGAAAGUACUAAAGUUAAGAUUCAGCCAAAAAGACCUUGAAAAAAUGUUGAAAUGGAUUUAUAUUUUGCUGUACAACCAAAAAAAAAAAAAAAGAAAAAAAAAAAAGGACGACACAGAGAAACACUAUGCUUUUCAAAAUGGCACAAAAAAAACAUCACUAAAUGCUAAUGAAUUAGUUGUAGAAAUAUUUUAUAUGCACAGAUAUUGGUGGAGCUUGAAAUAUGACCAUAACAAAGCCUUGUGUUUAUUGAGAGUGUGUGAAAUGUCACAGCUGUUCUUUGAUGACCCCUCAUUUGGGGCAAAGUAUCUUAAUUUUGGCCUUACCUUUUCUCUUCUGCAAUAAUGAAUGAAAGUGCAACGUUCAUUGAUAGAGCUACAAUCACAAUGAGGCCAUCAACAGAGCUAAUUUUACUUUGUGACUUUAAUGUAAUAAAAACAGACUGAGAAUAGGUUAGUGAGAAGAGGGUGUUUUAACACUUAAAAUCAAUUGUACUGUUUUCUAGGAUGUGCUUUUACAUCGUAGUACAAGUUUUCAAAGUUGGCCUUGAGAGCCGUCCAGGUGCCCUCUGACUAACCUCAAAACUCUUAGUGACCUGUACGAAACAUGAUGGACUUUUAUGUGGAGUUAUUUCACAGUCUGGACACUGUGAAACAAUUCUCCAGUCUUUUUUUGCACGAUUGUGCGAUACGCCUGAUUGUUUGUGGUUGUGUGUGCGAGAGAGACCAUUUGUUUAUAUACCACUCACUUAUGUCAGGAGUGGGGUUCAGUGACCUGUAACACUGUGCCCACUUAUAAAAAAAUGAAAAAAUAAAUAACCCAACCAACGUAAUACACGACACUUAGCAAAUAUCAGUUUUUUUUCAGCAAAUCUCUACCAUUCAGUAAUGUAUCUCCAUUACAAUGUACUCAAGGGGAUGCCAUAAAUUCAGUUUGUUCAGGGUUGCAGCGGUUAUUUUUCUUAUGCAAUGCUGUAUGGAAAUGUAUAUUUUUAUACACAUCAGGGCAUGAGUUUUAUGAUGUUGUUUUGGUGUUUGUGUGUAUAUAUGUGUGUGUUCAGUACCUGGAUUAUUAUUGAUGGUUUCCUAGAAAAAAGCAAACACAGAAAGAAAAAAACAAAACAAAAAACUAAUGAAACUAAAAUUAUGGCAAGGAGGAAAGUGCCAUAAUUUCACAUGCUAGUGUCUUAUUGAUUUCAUGUGUUUAUCAGAUCAGUAAAAACUUUGUAAUUUGUAACAUCACCUGAAUGUGUCGAAAGUACCGUUCACCUUCAAAUUUGCAGCAGGUGAAACACAGCUUGGUGUCCAGAUAGUUGAUUUCUAGUGAGCUUGACUACUGAACACAGACAGGACAUAGUCGGUUUACUAGUGGUUAGAUUUAACAGAUGGGUCUAAAAGUUAAAACUAAAAAAUAGGCCCUGAGAACCAGGUGGUGUGCACUUUCUAUGUCAGGGAAAUGGUUGCAUUCCACCCUUUCUUUUGGACAUUAGAGCUCACUACGGCUACCGGCAGAGCAAUGCUGUCCUCUCUUUAGCGUUCUGUUGGACUGGGACAGCCCUUUUGUGUGCCAGACUACAGUCAGAUGGUCCACCCCCAGCCUCAUGCUCAAAAGUGACCUAUCUAAUUACUAACUCAACAGAUAUCAUCACAGAAUUGAAGUGUGCCAGGCAGGCAGCCAUCUAGAAUUUCACACAUCUUUAGUCAGUAUUUGAUCAAAUACGAGCAGACUGCAUUCCUCUGGAGCUACAGUAUACGUGAUGGAGGCUACAUUUUGCAAGUAACAAAUAGAGAAAAAAGACAAAUCUAGCGUGGGACCAGCGUACCUUAGUCUUCUGUCGUGAUGUCAGUGCUGGCGUACAUAAAUGGAGAGAGGUCGUCUAAAUGACAGCACUUAAAUGCAUGGAAGCUCUAUUAUCACUAAAUCUGGCCCUGCUAAAAAUAACCUUGAAGAGCAUGAAAUGUUACAUUUAUCUGGGGUACUUGAAAUCCGUUUUCUGGGCCAUUAAGCAGAGCUCUGUGUUUCCCAUCAAAAGCUACAUUAGAGCGAGAAGGCGCCUUUCUAAAAUAAGGGAGGGGAGAGACACAGUAAGCCUUUAGAAGAGCCUCUGGGGUUAUGUAACCACUGCAACCAAAUGUUGUCCAUUCUUUAAAAUCAAAAUCUCUGUUGCGCUACUGAUGGCGUCUCAGUAUGAUCUACAAUCACUUUUGCAAUCAUCUAUAGAUCUAAAGGAACGUUUUUGUGUGGGUAAAUGGUCAGCAUAAAGAUGUGGCCCUUAUUAACAAGGGGUCAGAGAUGUGGAUGGGUGCUCUGAUACUGUGAUGUAAUCGUUGUUGAUCAUUUUCUUGCUUUGUUUGUUUCUCUUUGUAUUGUGACCUGAAAUCUGACAAGUACGAUGCACUUUAUAAAAGGAACAUGCUACACGUUGCAAUGUAAGUGUGGAAUGUAAUCCUUCUUAAAAAUUAUUUAUUUUUUAUUACUGUAAAGAUCACAAACCUGAGACAAAAAGAGAGUGAGUGAAACAAAAAAAAAAAAAA